Molecule: messenger RNA, 380 nt
Organism: Drosophila subpulchrella
Lineage: Eukaryota; Metazoa; Arthropoda; Insecta; Diptera; Drosophilidae
Exons: 2
Coding region: 101-334 (77 amino acids)
Source: RefSeq, a predicted model, not a curated record
UUACACACAAGUCAAACACACGAUAACUAAAACGAAGAUUAUUCGAAAAAUUGUGAUAGUAACGUUUUUUUAUUAUUAUUAUUUCCUAGUUGUUUUUGCAAUGAUUUGCGUAUCACGUCUGGUUGUAAUAAACUUGCCCAGUGUCUGGCCACCAACGAGAAGUACUCGUUCGGAAAAGAAGGAUGCCAAGGCUGGCUGCCAACAAUCUGGACUGAAGGAUUUCCAGCGACCUUUGCAGUUUCACACUAAAAGAGGCUACAUCAAGUGGUUUAGCAAGCUGAGUCGCUGCCAGAGAACUCGUAGCUUUUCGGGAAGAAUGCAGCCCAGAUUGUAGAAUCGAAUUAGUCCCGGAAUUAAAGCUGUUUUAGUUUUUGUUUGAA